Molecule: messenger RNA, 1709 nt
Organism: Alosa alosa (allis shad)
Lineage: Eukaryota; Metazoa; Chordata; Actinopteri; Clupeiformes; Clupeidae
Exons: 3
Coding region: 1-1302 (433 amino acids)
Source: RefSeq, a predicted model, not a curated record
AUGUCUAACUCAGCUCUGGUGGCGAUUGUAAUCAUCGAGACAAAUGGGUGUAGGUUUUACACCUUUCCAAAAGAUCCAAAGGAGUUAGAGAGGUGGAUCCGCAUAAUAAGACGAGCUGACAGAGAGCCAAGCCUUUCAUCCCGUAUAUGCAGCUGCCACUUCCCAGAUGGAAAGGCAAAGGGUCCUGUGCGUGAAGUUAAGUUGCCUGCUGUUGCUGCCACACAUUCAAGGUCACGGACAAGUUCUGUUGUACCAGACAGAGAUGAUGCUGCCCUUGCUGAAGCUCUCAAAGAGGUUGAAGAUUUAAAGAGGCAACUAAAAUCAAGGUCCCAGGUCACUCCCUUCUCUGUGAAGUCCUUAUCCAGUGAGGAGGUUGGACGAGAAACUGGCCUCACAGAUGUUGCCACCUUCCAGGUUUUGGUCAACUAUGUUGCCGGUUUAAAGGGUUCCAUCAAGUAUCACCAUGGAUGGCGAGUAGAGGAUAUCACCUUGGAGGACCAAGUAUUCAUUUGCCUGAUGAAACUACGCCAUAAUUAUCCAAAUUUCCAUCUAGCCAAAUUAUUCAUGUGCAGUCGCACCACCAUCAGCAACGUAGUGCUGACAUUUGUUCAUGUUUUUCAUGAGUUACUCUUUCCGUGCCUGGAAAAGAUUCCCUCUGCUCACAAGAACAGCCUUUCUGCCCCCCAGUCUUUUAAGGACUUCCCUAACUGCCGUGUUAUAAUAGAUUGCAGUGACAUUGAAAUUGCCAUGCCAGAGCUCUUAAAACAUCAAAAACAAACAUAUUCGGUCUACAGGGGGAUGCAUUCUUUUAAAUUUCUAGUGGGUGUCUCACCAAAUGGUGCUGUAACAUUCUGCAGUGGUCUCUAUCCGGGAUCAUUUUCUGAUAAGGCCAUAGUUAAAGAGUCUGGGAUCCUUUCUCAGAUGGUGUCCGGUGACGUCAUUCUGGCAGACAAGGGCUUUCUCAUACGUGACCUACUUCCAGAGGGUGUCCACCUCAAUAUUCCACCCUUUUUGAACCACGGAAAGCUGACUGCCAGCGAAGCCCACCAGACAGAGGUCAUUGCCAGGAACAGAAUCCACGUGGAACGUGCCAUUGGGAAAAUAAAAGGAUUCAAGAUCCUCUCUUUCAUCCCUUCAUACCUGCGAUGCUAUGCCGACAUCCUUGUGCAGUUAAGUUGCUGCCUAGUUAACAUGCAACGGCCAUUAUUCAGGGAAGCCAGUCCUGAAUCUGGAUGCCAAGACACUCAGCUGUGCUCCGGUGCUGGGCCCUCCGGAGCAACACAACCUCCCGAAGACGACUAACUUUUACCUCCGGUGCUGGGCCCACCGGAGGACCGUUUGGCGGCUGACUGCAGCAACGUCUUGAUCGGAUUCAUAACGACCUCCCAAGGAUGACUGAGUUUUACCUCCGGUGCUGGGCCCACCGGAGGACGAACCACUGGGAGACUACAUCGAGGCAUGUAUGACGUGGCAGCAACAGCAGGCAACUGAACUUCGAUUGUGCUCCGGUGCUGAGCCCACCGGAGCUACAUGACCAGAACAGGACGACUGAGUUUUACCUCCGGUGCUGGGCCCACCGGAGGACGAACCACUGGGAGACUAUGAUGCAUGUAUGAUGUGGCAAUGCGACAUCCCAAGGACGACUUUUUUUUUUUUACCAACAGCUGAACACCUGCUGUCAUUGUUGAUGUUUGUUUUUAUAGACUUCA